AGGGGAGAGGGACGGAGAGACUGGCUGGAGUGGGAGAGCGACAUAGACACAGAGUGUGGGGAGCUGAGGAGAGAGAGUCGCCAUUACUGCCUGGCGGUGCUGCUGAGAGGGGAGGGAGCAGAGAGGAGCAGGUUUCGGCUUACAGCGCAUACCACACUAACGACAUCAAAAUACACUGAAAUACGGGCUGACCGGCCGUUGGGAACCACGGGGGUCUACACCUUCAGCUAAACCCAACUUGGAUUUUGUCGGAGGACACUAAUGACCGCAGAUUGUGGACUGUAAAAAGGAGUUUGUUGCCUUGUAAUGAGGGAAUGCUUUCUCCUCUUCUCCGUGGUAUGUGGAUCUGGGAGCGACCAUGUUAUUAGGCAGGUGAUAAAAGCCGAAGCCGGCUGUUCUAUCCCAGCUUAAACAAGACCCUGGAUAGAAACUGAGAGACAUACCAAGAGUUGGAGGGGGAUUCACCACUACCAAAGGAAAAUCAGAAUGAAAGUGCCUCUGUACCACUGAUGAGCGGAACUGGAAUGAUAUCUUGACCUUUUUUCCUCGACGUGACCAAGUUAGCAAUGAGCGGGGGGAUAUAAUGGCCAAGAACAAGGAUGCGCGCCCCCCGACAUUCGCCGUCAGUGUGGUUGGCCUCUCGGGGACGGAGAAGGAGAAGGGAAAUUGUGGCGUGGGCAAGUCCUGCCUGUGCAAUCGUUAUGUGCGUCCUGAUGCAGACAGCUACUACUCGGAGCACACCUCAGUGCUGAGCACAAUAGACUUUGGGGGACGUGUGGUUAACAAUGACCACUUCCUGUACUGGGGGGAAGUGUCCCAUCGAGGGGAUGAUGGGUUGGACUGUAAAAUCCAAAUCAUUGAACAAACAGAGUUCAUUGACGACCAGACGUUUCUUCCGCAUCGGAGUACGAACCUGCAGCCGUACACCAAACGGGCAGCAGCAACAAAGCUACAGUCGGCAGAGAAGCUUAUGUACAUCUGCACAGAUCAGCUGGGCUUGGAGCAGGACUUUGACCAGAAGCAGAUGCCUGAUGGGAAGCUGAACAUCGAUGGCUUUAUGCUCUGCAUUGAUGUUAGUAAGGGUUGCAAUAGGAAAUUUGAUGACCAAAUGAAAUUUGUCAACAGCCUCUACUCCCAGAUUGUCAAGUCAAAGAAGCCUAUCGUUGUUGCUGCCACAAAAUGUGAUGAGUGUGUGGACCAGCACCUGAGGGACCUUCAGGCUUUUGUUGCCAGCAAGAAGAAUCUGCUGCUAAUUGAGACAUCUGCACGCUCCAAUGUCAACGUGGAGCUCUGCUUCAAUGCCCUCAUCCAGCAGCUGGACAAAACAAGGGGCAAGCCAAAAACUGUGCCAUACCUGGAGGCUUAUAAAGUCCAACGGCAGCUUGUUGCCUCAGUAACAGAUAGAUUUGAGAAAUUGAUGGUACACACGCUGAGAGACUACCACACCACUUGGAAAACAGUGUCCAAUAACCUGAAGGGCCAGCCAGACUAUGAUGAGUUUAUCACUUUGGAGGGCUCCAGGAAAGCACGCAACAUGUUCACAAAGCACAUUGCACAACUAAAGCAGGAGCACAUCAAGAGGAGGAGGGAAGAGUACCUGACAACACUACCGAAAACCCUUAACAACCUCCUCAAUAACCUGGACGAGGUGGAGCACCUCUCCUGGCCUGAGGCACAGAGUGUAAUCCGGAACCGGCCUGAUUUCCAGUACUGGUUUGUGGUUCUUGAACAUACACCGUGGGAUGAGACGGACCACAUUGACAACAGUGACCGCAGGAUACCCUUUGACCUCCUCGAUACACCUGAUGGUGAGAGAAUUUACCAUAACCAUGUCCAGCACCUGCUGUCUGAGAAGAGAAGGGUGGAGAUGAAGGAGAGGUUCAAGAAGACGCUGGAGAGAGUUCAUUUUAUUAGUCCAGGGCAGCCCUGGGAGGAAAUCAUGUGCUUUGUCAUGGAGGACGAGGCCUACAAGUACAUCACGGAAUCAGAUAGAAGGGAUGUUUACUGUAGACACCAGCAGGAAAUAGUUGAAAGGGCCAAAGAGGAUUUUCAGGAAAUGCUUUUUGAACAUGCUGAGUUAUUCUAUGACUUGGAUCUGAAUGCCACCCCCAGCUGUGAUAAGAUGAGCGAAAUUCACAGUGUACUGAAUGAGGAGCCCAGAUACAGAGCACUGCAGAAACUUGCCCCAGAUAGAGAGUCACUCCUCCUCAAACACAUUGGGUUUGUUUACCAUCCCACUAAGGAGACAUGCCUGAGCGGACAGAACUGUGUGGAUCUGAAAGUGGAGCAGGUUUUAGCAAACAGGCUGGUGCAGCUCGACCAUGGACGCUCUAAUCUUUACUAUAACAGUGCCAACAUUGAUAAGAUCAACCUGUGCCUCCUGGGAAGGGAGGGUCUUUCACAGGAACUGGCAAAUGAGAUCCGAGCUCAGUCUACUGAUGAUGAGUACGCCCUGGAUGGUAAAAUUUAUGAACUGGAGCUUCUUCCUGUGGAUGUCAACUCCACACUUCUCUUCAGCCAUACGUGGGUCAACACUUUCAAGCCACAUGGCUGUUUUUGUGUGUUUAACUCCAUAGAGUCCCUCAACUGUAUUGGAGAUUGCAUAGGCAGGAUCAGAGCAGAGAUAGCACAGAGUAGGAGAGACAGGUUUGCUCAGCCCCUACCAUUCAUUCUCAUCCUGGCAAAUCAGAGGGACAAUGUUUGCAAAAACAUACCCAUCCUGAGACACCAGGGCCAACAGCUGGCAAACAAGUUGCAGUGCACCUUUGUUGACAUCCCGUCUGGGGCCUUUCCACGUAAAUUCACAGAGUUCCAAAUUAAGCAGGGUCUGCGAGCAGUCCUGGAGGGGCUAAAGCAUAAUUUUGACGUCUUGGCCCCUCUACCCUCCAUCAAAGACAUGUCUGAGACGGACCUUAGGAUAGUCAUGUGUGCCAUGUGCUGGGAUCCUUUCAGUGUUGACCUCAUCCUCUCGCCUUUCCUAGACUCACAUUGCUGUAGUGCAGGGCAGCCAGGCCAGAGCAACACAUUGAUACUGGACAAGAUCAUUGGAGACAGCAGGAGGAGGAUCCAGGUCACUGUCCUCUCCUACCACUCUGCCAUUGGUGUCCGCAAAGAUGAACUGGUGCACGGCUACAUUUUGGUGUAUUCUGCCAAACGCAAGGCCUCUAUGGCGACCCUGCGGGCGUUCCUGGCCGAAGUCCAGGAUGUUAUCCCCGUCCAGAUGGUGGCGAUCACAGACAGUCAGGCCGACUUUUUUGAGAAUGAUGCCAUCAAGGAGUUGAUGACGGAAGGAGAGCACAUUGCCACAGAGAUUGCUGCCAAGUUUACAGCCCUCUACUCACUGUCACAGUAUCAUCGUCAGACGGAGGUUUUUACACCCUUCUUUAAUGAAGUGCUGGAGAAAAAGCCGAGCAUUGAGAGUUCCUUCCUGUUUGACAGCUCGUCGCGGGAGUGCACCACUGGUGCCAGUGAAGACGUCUUCCCCACCUCGCCGCAUAGCCAUUCGCCAGCUUACAACACCUAUUACCCAGAAUCUGAUGACGACAAUGAGGCUCCCCCACCUUACAGCCCAAUAGGUGACGAUGUUCAGCUUCUUCCCACACCCAGUGAGCGGGCCAAGUACCGGAUUGACCUAGAAGGAAAUGAGUACCCAGUCCAUAGCACGCCUGUUGGAGACCAUGAACGCAACCACAAAGUGCCUCCACCUGUCCGGCCCAAACCAGUGCUCCCCAAACACAAUGUCAAAAAGCUGGACCCCAACCUUCUCAAAACCAUUGAGGCUGGCAUGCGAAGCAACCGUAGGAUGCCACGUGGUCCAAUGGCACAUGCAGAGGACGUGGAGGCGUCAGACAACUAUGCAGACCCUGUGGACACCUUGCAAAGGUCCAGGGGCUUCCACAAUGACGACAUAUAUGCUGUACCUGAUGACACACACAGUCGUCUGGUCAAAAUAAGAAACUCCUUUGGUGGGCUACAUGGGCUCCAUGGUGUAGGAGAGGAGGAGAAUGGUUUUGACAGGAAGUCUCAGGCUGGACGGCGGCCCUCAAAAUAUAAACAUCGCUCUAAAAUCUUGUUCAGCAAGACAAAGGCCUACCAAAGACGAUUCCACUCUGACAGCGAUGGGGAGGAGUCGGGACCUGCCACGCAGAAAAAGAAAAAGGGAAGAGCCCACCGGGGCAGCGAGGAGGACCCACUGCUGUCCCCUGUCGACCCCUGGAAGGGUGGGAUAGACAACCCCGCCAUCACCUCCGACCCCGAGCAGGAUGAUAAGAAGAUGAAGAAAAAGAAGACACCCAAGACGCCAAAGGAACAGAAGAAGCCGAAAUCUUCCAAGCCCCCCAAGCCACUGUACCCGCCCACCCGGAGAACCUGGGAGAGCAACUACUUUGGCGUUCCCCUGCAGAACCUCGUGACCCUGGAUCGACCCAUCCCCCUCUUCAUCGAAAAAUGUGUCGACUAUAUUGAGCGCACAGGUCUGACGACAGAAGGUCUGUAUCGUGUCAGUGGGAACAAAACGGACCAGGACAACAUCCAGAAACAGUUUGAUCAAGAUCACAGCAUCGACUUUGUGGCGAUGGAUGUGGCAGUGAACGCCGCUGCCGGAGCACUGAAGGCUUUCUUUGCCGACCUGCCCGACCCGCUGAUCCCCUACAACCUGCACCCAGAACUGGUGGAGGCUGCAAAAAUCGUGGAUUACGUGGAGCGCCUGCAGGUCUUGCGAGAGAUCGUGAAGAAGUUUCCUCCUGUCAACUACCAGGUCUUCAAAUACAUCAUCACACACCUCAACAGGGUGAGCCAGCACAGUAAGACCACCCUGAUGACGGCCGACAACUUGUCCAUCUGCUUCUGGCCCACGCUGAUGCGGCCCGACUUCGAGAACAAGGACACGCUGUCCACCACCAAGCUCAACCAGGCCGUCGUCGAGUCCUUCAUCGUGCAGAGCGACUACUUCUUCCACGGCGGCGAGGUGGCCGAGAGCUCGAGCAGCGAGGGCACGCCGCCGCCGCACUGCCACAACAUGGUGGAGGCUCUGCUGCCGCUGCAGCUGCCCCCGCCGCUGCAGCCGCAGCAGAUCCAGCACACCCAGCACCCCCUGCACCCCGACCCACUGAUCUAAGAGCCACGGGAGCAUGCUGGGAAAUGAGCGCACCGCCAGCUGCUUUUGGCCAACAGUCGCUUGGGGCUCGUCUUCUGCUCUAUAAAACGCCGUCGGCUGUUGGGAUAAAAAACGAAACUAACCCGGUUGGUGUAUUUUGAAGAGCCAGCAGCUGUUGGUUGUCAUGGACUUUGAAGUGAAUGAGGUUUGGGCUUUAGAGACACAUCGACCGCUUGUUGGAUUAAACCUAAUCUGUGAGAUCUCACAAUGUAAAUCCAGGAUGAGAGAAUUACAAUCGGACGUCAACUUUUGGAACCGACUGCUCCUUUCAUGAUGGAAGAGCGAAGAACUGAUUUGAAUUGGCACAUAACGACGACACUAAUCACUGAGCAGGGUUUGGACUCGGACUGCGGGGACUCUGGGACGCGUUCGGGCCUCCUCCUACCUUACCCCGAUGGAAUAGCACACUGGGAACCGACGUGGGCCCUCUGUAAACCUGUCCACCUUUUCCCUGCUCCCAGUCAAGAGAAAAGGGAAAAUAAAAAUAUCAAACGACUGCACCUCAAAAAUGAAACACCUGAGUGGUGUUCGCUGACUGGUUUUCUGGCUGAGUGGAUUUCAGAGUAUUCCUACAGAUCUCCUCAUAUCAGCACAGGAAGACAUUUCUCCUCUUCCUCCUCCUCCUCCUCCUCCUCCUUCUUCUUCUUCUUCUUCUUCUUCUGUUGCUCUUUGACCCAAAACCGGGUCAGCUACAGGAGGCGAGAGAGCGAACUUCACACCAGAGCUUUCCCUUCAGCACUGGACGUCAAACACAAACGGUGGAGAAGUUGUUGGUUAUUUUCAGUCUUGGGGAGGUGUGGGCUCUGGUUUUAAAUGCUGAAAAACAUGACGCCUACCCACGAUGUGAACUCUGAGCCCCUUAAAGGACAGCACAUGGCACGGGUUGUGUCAGAAGGUCCCACAUGCCAAUUUCAUGUCUGUUCGCGUACUUUAUGUUUUUAAUCAUUUGGACUGUUUUAGUUCUUUUUUUUCUAAAUAUUUUUUUGUAUUGUUUGUGUGUGUGCGUGUGUGUUGUGUGAUCUGUGUGAGCUGACCUGUGGUCUGUUUCACAGCCAGUUUGUACCUUCCCUGCAGAGGAUUCAGGAGGGAAAAGCAGAACGAAACACGUGGACCGACGGACCGUCCGUACGACAGAAUCAGACUUUAUGGACUUCACUCCAAACCUUCAGCUCAACGGUCUCGUCUCUUUCGAGCCUCUAACUCUUAAUGCAACGACUGAUGUCUCUCGUGAAGGGACGACCCUCCACUCCUCCGACCCCACCUGACCCGACCCCUCUAUGAUGGCACAUGAGUGAGGAAACCACUACGCCGCGAUGCAUCCUCGUUGGCUUUUGAAGAGGCGUCUUCCGUGUUCGAUGACUUCUUUGGCUUUGUGGAGGACGCUUCCCUCUUCUGUCAUUUUUCGUUCUGUUCUGCUGGUUCGUUGGAAAACUAAAACUUGCAUGUCUGUUUUGCCACUUAGUGAAAGAAAAUGAACUCAUAGAUUUAAAAGAUGAAAUGAAACACUUUGAAACGCUAA
This is a messenger RNA of Scatophagus argus, 6674 nucleotides long. It is a transcript of the gene arhgap5, whose product is annotated as Rho GTPase activating protein 5. NCBI's taxonomy places the organism in Eukaryota, Metazoa, Chordata, Actinopteri, Scatophagidae. The transcript has 7 exons. Gene Ontology annotation, biological process: signal transduction. Gene Ontology annotation, molecular function: GTPase activity; GTP binding. The coding region runs from base 584 to 5116 and encodes 1510 amino acids. The record is from RefSeq and is a predicted model, not a curated record.